Messenger RNA from Neurospora crassa OR74A, 506 nucleotides. RefSeq lists its product as hypothetical. Lineage: Eukaryota; Fungi; Ascomycota; Sordariomycetes; Sordariales; Sordariaceae. The coding region runs from base 1 to 360 and encodes 119 amino acids. The record is from RefSeq and is a predicted model, not a curated record. The transcript has 2 exons.
AUGAUCCGGGCGCAGCGUGGUGCUCGGACCUGCAGCUUCUUUAAAGGUAGUCAUGCCAGUGCGGAGUCUGGAGAAGAUGAACCUCUGUUUUCCCCCGGCAUGAUGCCUGUCCUUCCAACGUCUUCCCACAGACAAGACACGACACCCCUCGUCGGCUGGGAGCAGUCCCGCCGUCCAUUCCAUCAAGUGACUGUCGAUGCCGAUCACAAGGCAAGAGGAAGGUUUUAUCAGCGCACGUGCAUCAGCUUCUCUGGAUUCCCUUGCUUGCUUACUUUGGCAUACUCUCAACUCCGUUAUGUCGGCAACCCGGGAGGAUGUUGGUCUCGCAAGAAUGGAAGCCACCACGGCACGGGCUUGUAAAACUGGACAAAGUGGAAACCGCAUCCGUACCAUCAAAGGGAAAAGACCGAUGCCGGUACCGACGCUUGGUCCGGCCAGCCGGGGAUAUCGCAAGGAAUGUGGGUACGGAGCAGUGGAGAGAACGAACUAAACUAUUGAAAGCUGCC